Messenger RNA from Prorocentrum cordatum, 1086 nucleotides. Lineage: Eukaryota; Dinophyceae; Prorocentrales; Prorocentraceae. The record is from the annotation of a GenBank genome assembly.
GUAGGGGAGUUCGUGGAUGUGCAUGGCAUCGAGGAUAGCAUCGUGCGUUGCAACCGCUGCUGUCGCACGGCAAAAGAGUGCAACUACAGGAUCAGGGCGAAGGGCCAGUCGACUUACCAGUGCGACGCGUGCAACACGAACGGGGUGCGCCUUUCUCGGAGGUUCGGACAGUGGCCGCCAAAGUGUUUCGCCAAAAUGAAGAGUGAGUUCAAGCAGCAGUUCUACAAGGAUCUGGCAGAAGAUCCUGGGCUGUCGAACCUCGAUCGCAUUGAAGCCUUCGUGGUCAGCUCAAUCACUGUCCAACGGAUGGAGGAGGAGCGCGUCCGCAAGGGUGGCAAGUACCUUCCGCUGAGGAAGUGGGCGCACGACGGCUUCGACGCGAAAAAGAUUGAAGAUAAUGUGCAGGAUAAGAGGUGGAACCCUGAUCUCGGGGAGUGGACGUACAGGCCGCAAUUGGAGGCGGCCUGGAGCGAGACAGUGGAGGCCGCAGUGCGCAACGAGCUGUACACCGAUAAGAGGACGCAGGCGAAGCAGAGCGGCCCGCGGGCAGCGGCCUCGACGGGCGUCGCAGAGCACGGCGGCGACAAGGGCGACAGAAGCGACGAGAGCGACAUGUCCAGAUCCAGGAGCCGCUCGCGCGGCGACCGCGACAGGAGCAAGAGCCGCCGCAAGGGCAGGAGCAAGAGCCGCGGCAAGAGCAAGGACAGGAGCAAGAGCAGGGAUAAGGACGCUGAGAAGGAGCGGAGGCGACAGGAAGCGAGGGAGAAGGCCGAGCAGGCCAAGAAGGAGACGCAGGAGAAAAACCUGGCGCUGAAGUGGAUCGGCACCGCAACGAGGCUCGAGACAGAGCUGGACGGGUACCUCGAGCAUGAGAAGGCGGACAAGGUGCCGUCAUGGGCUGUGAAGAACGCGAAGGCGGCGAGGAAGUCUGUGGCAGUCAUGAAGGCGGUGGCGCAGAAGCGCGUGCACAGCGGCGUGGCGUUGACGAUCACGCAGGACGAGGCCAUCAGCAUCCAGAAGGAUGCGAGCUCGGCGGCGAGGGCCAUCGCGGGGAUGCUCAAGGAGGCGCAGAAGCACAGCACCUGA